GUCAUGGUUUGAAGGUUGAGAAAAUUAUACAGUAGUAUCCUCUAUAUAAUUUCUAUGGUAUAGUGUAGUAUGAGUAUCGUGUCGGCCAUCAUAAUAUAAUGGCUUUACUUAGUAGAGCUCGUGUCUUACGAAUUCGCUUUAUAAAUGAUUUGUUUAAAUGUGGAGGUGGUAUGUAAAUUAAAUAAUUGAGUUAAAAAGUAACCGCCAACUAAUCAUGAGGUCCUGAUCUAAGUCUACAGCGCUCAAUCUGGCUGGCUGAGGCGUAGCCGAGAGAGCGUAGUGUCAACCUAGUCCUUUAUCUGUCGAGUAUCAAUCAACAAAAUAAGCCGACUUAUAGUAAGGAACCGUCGGUAUUAUUAACUUCAAACUUAUCUAUUCAUCAUGAGCAAGCUCUCAUUCAGAGCACGGGCCCUCGAUGCCUCUAAACCUAUGCCCAUUUAUAUGGCCGAGGAGCUCCCAGAUUUACCAGACUAUUCAGCCAUUAGUAGAGCUGUUGCGCCUAUGCCUAGUGGGAUGCAAAAGGAAGAAGAAUGCGAACAUCAUCUUCAAAGGGCAAUAUGUACUGGUUUGAUUAUUCCUACCCCAGAAGUAACUCACCUUACAGAUGUAGAAGCUUAUGAAAAAAUUUAUCCAGCGGAUUAUAAAUUACCUAGACAGUUGAUUCACAUGCAACCUUUUGCAAUGGAGCAAGAUAUUCCAGAUUAUGACAUGGAUUCAGAAGAUGAAAAAUGGGUUGGGCUUCAAAGUCGUAAAAUGGAUUUAACCCCAUUGCAAUUUGAAGAAAUGAUGGAUCGCCUAGAAAAAAGUUCAGGCCAAACUGUUGUUACUUUAAAUGAGGCUAAAAUGCUUCUUAAAGAAGAUGAUGAUCUCAUUAUUGCAGUAUUUGAUUAUUGGUUAAACAAACGACUUAAAACACAACAUCCACUACUUUUAACGGUUAAAACUGAAAGCCGCCAUGGUCUGACUCCAAAUAACCCAUACUUGGCUUUUAGAAGAAGAACUGAGAAAAUGCAAACUCGCAAAAAUCGUAAAAAUGACGAAACUAGUUAUGAAAAAAUGUUAAAACUUCGAAGAGACCUGAGUAGAGCUGUAACUCUAUUAGAAAUGGUAAAGAGAAGAGAAAAAAUUAAACGAGAACAUUUACAUCUAACAAUUGAAGUAUUUGAAAAGAGAUAUCAAGCGCAAGAUUUCAGUGGGCAAAUACUUGCUGAAGUGUCAGCACUUAAAGCAAUAAGACCAGCAUUUGCUCCCCUUUUUACUAAUCAAUUCGGUGUCCACCAGAACUGGUCAAAUAAAGUUUGUGGAAAAGAUGAAAUGAUACCAAGAAAAGAAAAACGUCAGUAUAAAAAAAGAAAGCAUAAAAUAGAUAUGAGAAGUGGAAUUUUGGAUGAUAGUAUUCACCAUAGUCCUACAGUUAAUAGCGAAAAUAACAGAAUAGUUUUAGCAGAUGGACUGGACCCACUGGGUAGUUCAGAUGACGACAAUUUACUUCCAUGUCACUCAAAUUCAACACUUCCACGAGACCGUGACGAUGAAGAUAUAGCUGAUGAAGGACACUUUGCUUUCCGUAGAAAUAGGAAUAAUAACUAUUUACCUCCUAUAUCAGAAGGACUUGGAAACUGGCCUAGGAUAAAUAAACAUGACGAAAAUAUGCUUGAACAAAAAUAUAGAUUUGCUUUAACUAGCAUAAGGAAACCUUCACCGAAGUGCAUUGGACUAGCAAGACGUCGUUUAGGCCGUGGUGGGAGAGUGGUUCUUGAUCGCUAUUCUAACGACCUAGAUGCUAUAUGGUCAUCUUUAGAUUUCACAAUACAUGAACCGAAACAGGACGUAGGACCCAGUUCUUGUACAACUAAUGAUAUUAAUAAAGAUUGGUUACAUUUUCGUCCAAAGACACCUCAACUUUUAGAACAUAGUCAUAGUGAAGAAAGUAGUGAUGAUGAACCUGAGACAAGGAAAGAUAAUUCAAGGCCACAACCUUUUUCAUAUCCAUUUCCAUCUGAGGCUACAUCUAUUUGCAUAGACAUUGAGCCAGAUCAAACAGAUGAUGUACCUCCUUUCUCAUCCGAGUUCAAUAUUUCUGACUACUUUUCUACUGAUAACUUACCGGAUUUUGAUUUUGCAUUUGAAGCUAGAAAUAAAAUUGAAUUACCAGACAACAAUAACUGGCAGAGCGAUGAGUUAGGAUGUUCACGCUUCUUAAUCCUGCCAGAAGUCGAAAACUUAUUUGCACCAUCGAUUCGACCUCAAUUUAGUGAUACUGUUAAUAAUGUAACUAUAUCAAACUGCUCUAGUAUGUCUUCAUCGUUAGAGAUCGAUAACCAAUUGAUAUCUGCAAAUUUUUCAAUGUCUACGCAAUGUACAAGUGUUGAUGUUGAAAUUCAAUCGAACAAGCAAUUUAAACAAAAUAGGCAAUUACUAAAUGAUAAUAACGUUGCUUCUAUGCUUUCCAAGUCUCUGAUUGGUCCAACUCACAAUAGUAAUAAUAUUGGAAAUGUUCAUUUGUUGAGUGCAACAGGUACAAGCUGUAGUAGUGAUAGUAUUACAAACAUCGAUAAUGGCCAUCAUGAUUGUUCUAUUGAUCUAGCACACCAUAUAAAAAAUUUACCAAAUAAUAUGCAUGUAAUAAAUAAUCAAUCAACAAUUUUUGUAUCACAAAAACAUUCAUCGUCCAAUUUGCUACCUGGUUAUAGUAAAUUUACUAGUCUUGCUAGACAACAGCAACAAUUCCAAAAUCAAGUUCAAGAAACUCUAAAGCCAGGAGAAAUGACACUGAAUCAGAAUAGGUAGGAUUCUAGAGCCAGGUUCUUAGAGAGUUAUAAAUCUAUGUAAAAUUGUUAUUUUUUAUCACAGAUGUUUGAAGUCAAUUCCUUUUUCUAGUUGGUAGUAGUGCCUUGAUUUGUAUUUCUAUUAUGAAGCUUAUAUAGUAUCUACACUCAUUUCAAUUCUUACUAUUUAUCUAUCAAGAAACUUUGUAAUAAGCCGAAGCAAAUGUACCUAAGGUCGAUAACUCGCAUACCCUUAUAUAUUGCUCGCGCGCGUGUUAAUUUUUAAUUUUUAGUAUAUUAUUGUUUACUUCGUAUAAUACAAUGUAAGUAAUAAUUAGAAUUAGAGCCAUAUAUUAUGUACACUAGGUAUUAGAUCUCUGAAGAAAUUAAGAAAAAGGACGUUACGCGUGAUGCAAAAAUUUAUUUAAUCUAAAAUGUGUAUUAUACAAUAAAUUGAUCCUACCUCCUUGCAAAGUCGAUUUUAAGGUGUGGAAUAUUCAAAUAUUUGGAUUUAAUUAAAUUCAUAUUUUUCAUAUGUUUUUCAUUUUUUCAUACGGAUUAUGUAUUUUAAUGUCACGAAAUUUUUCUUAUUUAUAAAUUGUAUUCAUUUAUUUAUGAGUUAUAAUUAAUAAAAUUACAAGCUGUAAAAUUUGAUACAUUACAACUUAUAUAUUGUAUGUAUAUAAAGCAUAACUUUGAUAACGUGAUUGAUAAUAACUUUUAAAUACUCAAAAAUACAUGCUAUAAACUUUGAUGUCUAUUUAGAUAAAGUACUUAAGAAAAAAAUUUUCCGUUAUUACCAUCAAUAUUUAUAAAUUAUCAGUUUCUGAUCAUCUAUAAGCUAUAAGUAAUAAAAAGUGAAGAAACAGUUUUGUAUUUUUUUUCAACCUUAAAUUUGACGUUCUGAUAUUUUAUUUCGAUAUAUGUACCAAUAAUUUAGUUGCACUAAAUAAUGAUAUCAUUUACACAAAGUUUCAAAGAAAGAUACUGUGUUAAUAAAUAAAUGGUUCUACCAAAACCACCUUAGGUGUUAAUGUAAGAAACCUAAUUAAGUAAGGAUAAGUCAUUUCAAUACUUACAGCGAGAAAAAAAAGGGAGAGAGAUAAUCGCGCGCACUCACCAUUUUCUGUAGUUAAGAAAAUAAUUUGCCGUUAUUACUAUCAAUAUUUAUAAAUUAUUGCAGGUUUUGAUCAUCCAUAAGCUAUGAAUAAUAAAA
Phymastichus coffea is the source of this 3984-nucleotide messenger RNA. RefSeq names its product enhancer of polycomb homolog 1 (gene E(Pc)). Gene Ontology annotation, cellular component: piccolo histone acetyltransferase complex. The transcript has 9 exons. The coding region runs from base 382 to 2790 and encodes 802 amino acids. The record is from RefSeq and is a predicted model, not a curated record. Gene Ontology annotation, biological process: regulation of transcription by RNA polymerase II. Lineage: Eukaryota; Metazoa; Arthropoda; Insecta; Hymenoptera; Eulophidae.